UAAAAAGUGAAUAAUUUUAAUUGAAAAUUGUCGUAACUUUAAUUUCUAAUUAUUUAGUCUAUUUAUUUCAUAUAUCUGUAGUUUGCUCUUAAUAUCACAUAAACCAAUAGUUUUCGUUAUUUUAUAAAGGCAAUAUAUAAACAUAAUUAUGUGCAAUUGAAGUACCAGAAUGUGUUAGUUGUUAACAAAGAUAAAAGCAAAACAAUUUGCGUUUCAACGCUGAAACCGCCAGCUACAUUAGCCCAUACCGAAACAGCUGUGGAGCCUUCAUACACCAUUUAUUCCUAAUAAAGUGUUAUCUGCAGAUGGCAGAAUUAGAAAAUACCACCAAUCACAUGCCUGCUGGAACGGAUGCCGAAGAUGUUUCGUCACAAAAUGGUACAGCAACAGCGACAGCGCUUGUUUCAUCCUCACCAUCCUUAAAUUCUGAGGAUUCCACAAGUAAUACAGCAGAACAAAUGGUGACUUCACCAAAAACCAAAGCCGUGACUAUAAAUGCACCAUCGCCCUCUCCUACACUUUCAAAACCAAGUCUUACAACAUAUCUGCCUUGUAUAACUGAAGGUUUGGAGCAGUUUAAACCUAUCAUACCUUUUGAAGAUCUUAUAUUCGAAGAAAAAAUCGGACAUGGUUCCUUUGGUGUUGUUUACAAAGUUAAAUGGCAGGAUCGACAGGUAGCCGCAAAAGAGUUCAUGGCUAAUCCGGAUCAAGCGGAAGCUAUUGAAACAGAGGUACGACAGUUAUCUCGGGUAAGCCAUCCCAACAUUAUAGAGCUUUAUGCAAUAACUGCAAAUCAACAAUCAAUAUACCUCAUAAUGGAGUUUAUGGAAGGUGGCUCCUUACACACAUUUCUACAUGGCAAGGUGAAACCCUACUAUUCGACAGCGCAUGCCAUGAGUUGGGCCUGUCAAUGUGCAGAGGGUGUCGCCUAUUUGCAUGCAAUGAAACCUAAACCUCUAAUUCAUCGUGACUUAAAGCCCCUGAAUUUGUUACUUACGAACAAGGGACGUCAUUUGAAGAUUUGUGAUUUCGGAACUGUUGCAGAUCAGGCUACAAAGAUGACUAAUAAUCGCGGAACGGCUGUGUACAUGGCACCAGAGGUUUUCUCAUCGUGCAUGUAUGACGAAAAAUGUGAUGUUUUCAGUUGGGCCACAGUGCUAUGGGUGGUGCUGAUGCGCCAACAGCCUUUUGCCGAAAUCACAAACGCCUAUUCAAUACAAUGGCAAAUACACAAAGGCCAUCGUCCUCCAAUGAAUGCUAAAAUACCGCAACCAAUACAAAAUCUUAUGCAAGAUUGUUGGCUGAAGGAGCCAGCAAAGCGUCCACCCAUGGCACAAGUGUUGGCUUUUAUGAAAAGGGUAACGGCUGAUUUCCCAGGAGCUGACGUGCCGUUAGAAUAUGAAUUUAAACAUCUUCAGAUUGUCUGCACGGAUUCCACACAAUCGACUGACAGUUAUCAACUUGAUUUCAGCAGUAUGAGGUCCACCGAAAACUCCAGCACUACUUUAGAUUUAACGCCAACAAAUACAGCAGAUAACACAAACACAACAGAUUCCUCGAUAACACCUACGAACAGCACAGAGGGUUACUCCAACUUCACUGUGCCCCCAACAACACCUGUACCAACCGCACGUAUAGCUGGAUUAACAUGUUGGGAUGCUAUACCCGAAGAGUCUGAAUCCUCCUCAAGUCAGCAGAACACUAGUGGAGAUAUGUUCAAUAUGACACCGUCACCUUCGGCUUCAAAACGUUAUGAAACUAUACGCAACGGCAUAACGCAAAAAGCUAAUUUCAAUAUGAAUCCGCUGUCAAUCGAUGUGGACCCUCGUGCUUGGGAUUUAUUUCGGGGUGAGUGAACUUAGUUCUAAAAUUACAUAGAAAUUUGUAUUUUAUUUAUUUACGAAUUUUAAAAUCUCGCAAUA
Molecule: messenger RNA, 1922 nt
Organism: Bactrocera neohumeralis
Lineage: Eukaryota; Metazoa; Arthropoda; Insecta; Diptera; Tephritidae
Product: mitogen-activated protein kinase kinase kinase 7-like
Exons: 8
Coding region: 306-1856 (516 amino acids)
Biological process (GO): protein phosphorylation; positive regulation of canonical NF-kappaB signal transduction; JNK cascade
Molecular function (GO): magnesium ion binding; MAP kinase kinase kinase activity; ATP binding
Source: RefSeq, a predicted model, not a curated record